Desarmillaria tabescens is the source of this 603-nucleotide messenger RNA. RefSeq lists its product as uncharacterized. NCBI's taxonomy places the organism in Eukaryota, Fungi, Basidiomycota, Agaricomycetes, Agaricales, Physalacriaceae. Bases 1 to 603 code for a protein of 200 amino acids. The record is from RefSeq and is a predicted model, not a curated record. The transcript is spliced from 2 exons.
AUGGUCGUGAAUCAUUAUCCCCCGACUCAAUGCGCCGCUUAUGUCCAAAAGACACCUCUUGUCCAGCGUUGCACGUGUGAAGCUCAGCUUUGCGAUCACGCCGUUGCCGAUAACCCGUAUCGUAUUGCGGAGCCGUGGAAUGUGUUGGACAAUUUCCCGGGAAAUAAUGAAGCUUCUCAUAGUGUCGACGCGAUCGGCCUUUCCAACGACGUCGUCAACAGUACACUUACACCGUUCGUCAAUUCCUAUACCGACCCCUUUUCUCACGACGCGAACCUCACCCCGAUCACUGCCCCGCCUACUUUCUCCCCCAGUCCCCGUCAUGCGUUUAGCCCUUACAAUGCGGGCAAUAUCCCAGUCGUCCCAUACAUGACCUCUCCUUUGGCCAGUCACACCCCAUCCGGUAUUCAAUCGGAUGUCGCCCAGGUCCAAGGUUAUAGCCCAGACCAUUACUUCAUUCAAUACCCAGGCCAUUCCAUGGACAAUCCCUAUGCUCAUCAGCCAGAGGGUGGUGCGACAGGCGAGAGUUUCGAGUAUCAGUAUUAUUCGCCAAAUGCGAUGUACGGUGCGACGCCUGAUGCUAGAUCGGGCCCGGACACUUAA